Molecule: messenger RNA, 7834 nt
Organism: Mus caroli (Ryukyu mouse)
Lineage: Eukaryota; Metazoa; Chordata; Mammalia; Rodentia; Muridae
Source: RefSeq, a predicted model, not a curated record
UGAUGAGUUGACAGUCUUGCAUAUCAAAGCUUAUUACUUACAAAAACCAAUGAAUGAAUGAGUUAGUGUGCGUGUGUAUUUGUUUGGUGUGAGCAUAACAUGGUGCAUGUGUAGAGAUAAGAGGACAGCUGGGAAGACUUGGUUCUUCUCAACCAUGUGAGCUCUAACAACUGAAUUCAGGUUAUUAGACCUGGCAGCAAGUGCCUUUACCUGCUAAGCUAUCUUGCCAGCCUGUGUUUGCUACUGUGUAUUGUGAGUCACAUCUCAUGAAUGUAUUGCACUUGUCUCAACUGCUCAUCUUUUCAUACAUUUUGGUUUUUCUAAUUUUAGCUAUUGCAAAUAAGUUGCUAUUAAUAGUUGUGGAUACAGUAAUCUAUCUUGGGAGGAAAAAUGCCAAUCUUGGGUCUGGUGUAGAAGUAGAAGAAUUCAGCUGGGAAGAUUAUCUAGAAGAGACAGGCUCCACCACAGUUCCCUACGCAUCGUUUAAACAUGUGGAUAUACGUUUGCAAAAUGGCUUUGCUCCUGGGAUGAAGCUGGAGGUAGCUCUGAAAAGUGAUCCUGAGACUUACUGGGUUGCCACCAUCAUCACUGCCUGUGAGCAGUUGCUCCUGCUCCGUUAUGAAGGCUAUGGGGAAGACCGGAAGGCAGACUUCUGGUGUGACAUCAGGAAAGCUGGCCUCUAUCCCAUCGGGUGGUGUCAGCAGAACAAGAAGACCCUCGAAGCUCCAGAAGGCAUCAGAGAUAAAGUGUCUGAUUGGAAUGCAUUCCUACAGCAGACCCUGAUAGGAGCCUGUGGUCCGCCUGUGUCUCUGCUAGAGGGCCUCCGUAAUGGAAGGAAUCCUUUAGAUCUCAUAUCUCCAGGGUCCAGACUAGAAUGCCAGGAUUUUCGGGACUCUUUAAGCACUUGGCUUGUUACUGUUGUGGAGAACAUUGGAGGACGGUUGAAGCUGCGGUAUGAAGGCCUUGAGAGCCGCGACGGUUUUGAACACUGGUUGUAUUACUUAGAUCCAUUUCUUCAUCACAUUGGUUGGGCUGCUCAGCAAGGAUGUGACCUUCAGCCCCCAUUAGCCAUCAAACAUCUGAAGAGUGAAGCUGACUGGCAAGAGAUUUUGGCCAAAGUGAAAGAGGAAGAGCCAUUACCCUCUUACUUAUUUAAGGAUAAGCAAGUUAUUGGAACCCAUGAAUUUUCUAUAAAUAUGAAGUUGGAAGCUGUGGACCCGUGGUCUCCUUUUGGGAUUUCUCCUGCGACAAUUGCUAAGGUGUUUGAUGAUAAGUACUUUCUAGUGGAAAUGGAUGACCUUCGGCCAGAAGACCAUGCAAGGCGAUCAUUUGUGUGCCAUGCUAACAGUCCUGGUAUCUUUCCUGUGCAGUGGAGUCUAAAGAAUGGUUUACAUAUCAAUCCUCCUCCAGGCUUCCGGAGCCAGGACUUUGACUGGGCUGACUACCUCAAGCAGUGUGGUGCUGAAGCUGCGCCCCAGAAGUGCUUCCCGCAGUCAAUUUCUGAGCACCAGUUUAAGGAGAACAUGAAACUGGAGGCAGUGAACCCUCUUUUCCCUGAAGAAGUGUGCAUUGCCACCGUUACUGCAGUGAGAGGCUCGUACCUGUGGCUCCAGCUAGAAGGUUCUAAGAAGCCUGUACCCGAAUUUAUUGUAAGUGCAGAGUCGAUGAAUAUAUUUCCUUUGGGCUGGUGUGAAACCAAUGGCCAUCCUCUCAGUACUCCUCGCCGGGCACGAGGGCAUAAACUGAGGAAAAUCGCAGUGGUUCAACCAGAAAAACAAAUAUUGUCUUCAAGAACUGUCCACGAGGGCCUGAAGAAUCAGCUGAACUCUACCCACUCAGUGAUGAUCAAUGGAAAAUACUGUUGUCCAAAGAUAUACUUCAACCACCGUUGCUUCUCAGGGCCCUAUCUUAAUAAAGGAAGAAUUGCUGAGCUGCCUCAAUGUGUGGGACCUGGGAACUGCGUUCUGGUACUUAGAGAGGUACUUACUUUGCUUAUCAACGCAGCAUACAAACCCAGCCGCGUCCUCCGUGAGCUCCAGCUGGACAAAGACUCUGUGUGGCACGGAUGUGGGGAAGUCCUAAAGGCCAAAUAUAAAGGAAAGAGUUACCGAGCUACUGUUGAGAUAGUGAGAACAGCAGACCGAGUGACUGAAUUCUGCCGGCAAACAUGCAUCAAGCUGGAAUGUUGUCCCAACCUCUUUGGUCCACGCAUGGUUCUGGAUACAUGUUCUGAGAACUGCUCUGUCCUUACAAAGACCAAAUACACGCACUAUUAUGGAAAGAAGAAAAAUAAAAGAAUUGGGAGGCCACCCGGUGGGCAUAGUAAUUUAUCUUGUGCCCUGAAAAAAAGCAGUAAGAGGAGAAAAAGGCGGAAGAAUAUUUUUGUUCAUAAGAAGAAGCGUUCUUCUGCAUCUGUUGACAAUACCCCAGUGGGCUCACCCCAGGGAAGUGGGGGUGAAGAUGAGGAGGAUGCAGAUGAUGGAGAUGAAGACUCCCUGACUGAGGGCAGUACAUCCGAGCAGCAGGAGGAGUUGCAGGAGGAGUCUGAGGUGUCAGAGAAAAAAUCUAGCUCCUCGUCUCCCACCCAGAGUGAGACGCCCACCCCCCUGCCCCCAGACACGCAGACCAACAAGAGAGACGCCCAGACCUCCUCCGUCUCAGACGAUGAAAACAAGCCUCCUUCACCAAAGGAAAUAAGGAUUGAAGUUGAUGAAAGGCUUCACCUGGACAGUAACCCACUGAAGUGGAGUGUGGCCGAUGUCGUGCGGUUCAUCAGGUCCACUGACUGUGCUCCGUUGGCAAGGAUAUUCCUUGAUCAGGAAAUCGACGGGCAGGCCCUUUUGCUCCUUACCCUUCCCACUGUUCAAGAGUGCAUGGACUUAAAGCUGGGCCCCGCCAUCAAGCUUUGCCAUCACAUAGAGAGAAUCAAGUUUGCUUUUUAUGAGCAGUUUGCCAACUGAGAAGGACGAGCGACUGAGCUGGGUCUUUGAAGCACAGUGCAGCAAACCCUUCGCCCUGCUCUGCAGGUGACUGCAGGAGUCCUGGGCUGUCCUGUCGGCCUGCAAGUGGUGGCUUGCUAUCUUUGCACUUUCAGGGAAGGAGGACCCACACUGAGGAAGCAAAAACAGCACAAAAAUGGCUCUCCUACAGUGGAAAUAUGGACUUUUGUUUAGAAGAUUCCAGUUUUAAAAAAGUUGUGAGAAAACCGUAAAAGUCUGACUUGCCGUUAAUGGGACCUGAAAACAAAGAAUGAUGGUGACAGCUGGACAGCACCAAUUUGGUUAUUUUCAUUCUGUUCCUUCCCUCUGUAGAUUGGACUCUGUUCUCUGCUUUCUCUUUCUUGAAAAGAGAGGACAUAGCUUUAAGGCAGCACUGGUUGGGACUGUGCCUAAGGCACAUCAGUGCUUCAUUGUUGUUGUGUUUUUAAGCUUUUUUAAAUUAAAGCAGUUCAUUUGGGGAUAAUUAAGUGGCUCUAGGGUUUUGAAUGUAUAGUCACACUUUGAUCCAUUUUAAAUCUAUUCUUAGGAGUUCCUUGGUUUACUACCUCUGUUGAUGACUGCGCUUACAGCCAUGAGUGACAUUUUUUUGUAUGAUGCCAUUUUUAAGCUGAAUGCUAAAACUAUGACAGAAAUUAGAGAAGGCACUGCCUGCUUUCUUAAAGAUAUCAUGUCGGCACUUACACCACCAGUCCCUUAACCAAUUUGUCCUAAGAAUUCUACUGUUGUGUCCUCCAUCAUGACCCUGUUUUGGCCACCAUUGUUAAGUGGCUUUACAAAGACCAAUGGGUAAUUACUCUCUCCCUGUUAGUUCUGAAAAGUAUUUAAGUGGCUUUACUUUAUGUUUAUUCUUCUGUUAGAGUUGUUUAACUACCUCUGUUUUAUUUCUGGAGUUUCUACUCUCAGUGAAAAUCAGUAUGUGUUCUUUGGACCCACUGUCAAAGCCCAUUUUUCUGGUUUUCUAGGUAUGUCCAGGUAGACACAUAGCACAGAAAUGUAUCUUUGGGGAUGGCACAAAGUAUGAAGUUCCUUAAUAGUGUCCUCGGUUAUGAGUACUGAGAGGUAGUUGUGUCUAUGACAUGCUACCCCAAAUGUCCCAGAUCUUACCCCUUCUGGAAAGCUAAGCAGGGCCUGGUUGGUACUUGGAUGGGAGAGGUGGUUAAGGAGUCUGGAAAUCUCUGUCUAGCCACAUUUAUGCCUGUCUUCAGUUAAACCAACUUAAAUUGAAUGUAAUUACAGUCUGAAGAUUCUCACUCAGUAGCUCAUUCUUUUGAAGUUUUUCUUUUUUUUUAAUUAAACUCAAGUUGACAUGAGGCUCCAGGUUACAAUGGCGUUGUCAGCUACUAGAGAAGAACAGCACUUGCUCAGCCACAGCUGUGAGUAAGGGAAGACGUGUGUACACAGUUGCCUCCUUUGCUGUUUUCCUUGUUGAUUAUUUAUUUAUUUAUUUAUUUUUUGAUUACCCUAAUUCCUACAGAUUUAUACCCUAAGCAUUUUUCCUCAAGAAUUGAAAAUGUUUUAAAACUGCAAACUGAGUAACUUCUGAACAAGUAUACAAAUAUAAGGUAAUAUUAUUACAAAUUUAAAUUGUGAAUUUUUUUUUCUUUUCUCAACUCAACCCCCACCUGUUUUGAUGGACACUGGGGAAGUCUGUCGUCUGGAUUCUCUUCUUCAUUGGAUAACCAUCUAACCAAGGCUGAAAGCAGUAGCCCUUCAGAUGGGAACCAACAGGAAUAACUGGGAAGAAGCUUCGUUUAAGUAAUGCUUCAUUGAUUUGAGCUUACUUCGAGAUCCAUUUCUAAAAAUGUGAUUCUUUCCUGCCAUGAAGAGAAGCGCACAUGAUACUAGGAAACAGUAUUGGCAGACUGACAAGCCGUGGCUCUCUUGAUAGAAUCUCCUGAGACCACAGGAGCUGAGUCACCGAUACAAAGGGGGUCUUGUGAAGACAUAAAACCUAUGCCUGUAGGAUCUCACAUUGUUACCUUAGUAAAUGAAAGGUGACAGCAGUGGCUGUAGCUUACUCUCUUCUUGACUCAGAUGACAGAAUGUAGAACUGUUAGUGUUGGCAGGGAUCGUGCCUGAAGGGGAAGCACAUGACCCCGCCCAGGUGGUGCUUGGGGGGGGGGGGUGGCACCAUAACUCUUCUGUCUCUGCUUUCUCCUAUAGAGAGACCAGCCGUGAGUUAGACAAGAGGGGGCUUCCCUAAAUAUUUGUUGGCACUCUUAUUGGGAUACAGUGUACUUGACAGUCACAUCAAAGAAUUAUCUACCCCAUCCCUUCUCACAGUAAGAGGAUAAUUCUAUGAGAAUUUUGCAGAGGACUUUUUUAAAGUAUAAAAUUCUAAUCCCAAACUGGGUAUGGUGAUACAUACCUUUGAUCCCAGUGCUUGGGAAGUGGAAACGAGGCUCAUAGUGAAUUCUAGGCCAGCCUGGGUUAUAUGAGACCCUGCCCUUUUUAAAAACUGUUUUUAUUUCUGGUAUCUAUCAAAGAGGCAGGGGUUAGACUGGGUAGCAGUGAUGGUUCGCUUCUGAUGCUGGAAUGUUUUAAGUUUGAUAAUAGCUUGCAUUGUUGGGGUAAAUGGCUUAUGUUGCACAUUUGUAUGGUAAGUCUGUUUCUGAGACAGCCAGCCUCAAGCUUUUUAAAGGUAUGCUGUGAGGAGAGUGUGUGGAGUUCACCUGCAGUUGUCCUCAAUAGCUUGCCUGCAAUCAAGUUUUUUAUGAUCCAUCUUUAACUUGAGUUGACAAACUUAGAAAUACAUGAAUGGACUAUACUGUCCUCCCAGACCUGGAAACUUAACUAACCAAAACUAGACUUUACAGCUAUAUUGGUCUUCUAGGGAAACCUUCAACUGUAUGUGCAGAUUGGCUCUGAGAUUUUGACUAUAUUUGCUGAUUUCCAUUGUGAAACAUCUUCAUCCUUUUCAAAUACAGGGAAUACAUUAAUAGAGCCUUUUAAUUACACCUUUAACCUUUCUUUAACAAUUUAUACAGCUCCCUGUUUUUAUAACACAGGUAUAGGAAGGGUACUGGCCAAGCUCCGGAAAUGAAGAUCUUGGUAAAUAUUUAUUAUUGAAUUUAAAAGAGGCAGGCAUAGAAAACCAGUUUAGAGUUUGACCUUUGUAUGUCUCUUUGAGAAAUAAAAGUAUUUUCACUGAGGGAAAGGGCAUUAGACCAAAGCUGCCUGAAGACUUGAAUAUGAAUACAUUUCACAUGCUCUUUAGAACCACUUUAGUUACUGAUGUGAUGCCUGAAUACGGCAAAUGGGAUGAAAACAUCCCACUUCUCUCAGCCCAACAUUGUUUCCAAGGGACACAGAACAUCGGGGGAGUCUAAAUGAAAGGUAAUAGCAGUGUAACAACUUGUAAAAUCAUGAAAGCUGUCACUGGGACUUACUCUUAGUUGGCACCUCUCACCAGAGCUUGUCCAGUUUGAGUGAUUGCCAACAGUGCUGGGAGAGAAGUUAGACUGGCAAUAACAAGAGUGUGGACUUGCCUUACAUACUGGGCAUAUUCCAUGUGUGUGGAAAACCACACGAGUUCCCAAGUGUUCUUAUGAAGUGAAGUAGAGAACUUGGGCAGACAAGAUGCUCCCUUUAUAAAUUUGGAUGUCUUUGGUCCUGGGAUCUUUGUAAGUUCUGUGUCUUAUGACCAUGAUGCUGGCUCAGAAACUCUGUAAGGACAGAGCCUCCUGUACAAACAAGAAGUAAUAGUCACUUUCCUGCUAUUGGCUUUAUUUACUUUAAAUGUUUUACUCAUGAACUUCGAUGAUUGCUUUGUAUGAGAAUGUAUGUACUUGGGGAAUUUGAAUUUAUUCUAAUAAGCUACCUAUUAACUUGGAGUUUUGUUGUAAGAACUCUAAACUUAAAGUCCAGUCCAAAUGGGUCUGGUUCCAGGUGCACUCGUUUGGGGUUGUUUUCCUUACUGCUUGUCUUCAGCCACAUGGGUGACUUUGCUCUGGGAACGGCCUUAGGCACACAGGUAGUGGGUGUCAAUGCAGCACAUACUGAUUUUCUUGCUGCUGUGUUUAAGAAAUCAAAACUUUCUAAGAACCAGCAAAACCGGGGUGAAGGUUUGUAGGGGAGGUUGGGGGAUUAAAAAAAAGCAGGUCUAAAACUCUCAUAAUGCUUUUUUCUGACAAUUCUGAUGUGGUAGGUACCUACCAUGGUGAAGUGUUGUGAAAAAGAGACAAGCAACAGAUUGACCAGACGGUUGGGUUGUCACUACCAGCAGUAAAGUGCAGAGUGGUGCCACGGGGAAGCAAGGAAGGAAGAGAGGGAGGGAGGGAACUUGUGUGAGAGGGGAACUGCUCUCAUGUGGAAACUCAGGCAGAAGGGUUCCUAGAUGGCUCAUUCUGUCUAUGUCUAGCUCAAGUCACAAUUAUUAGCAGAGGCUGAGGAGAAGCAGGCAGUCUCUAGUCCUUUGUGAGAAUCUCUGGGGUUUUAACUGCUCACGUUUUCCUCCCACCUCCCUCCUUUUUUUCCCCCUAAAGACAAUCAGGGGCUUGCCAGGAUGGGACUCCAGGCUGCUUCCAGCACCAUCCUUAGCCCUCUCUCCAGUACCCUCUCUUUGGAAGUAAUGCACUUUGUUUAAUGUAUUUUGCCUUUAAAAAGAAAAAACAAAACAAAACAAACCAAGUUGCUUGUUUGGAACAAAAUGAGAUGCUUUCGGCACUGUAUCAUUCCUGCUUGCUGUUUUUCCUCUUAAUUUACAAUUUUAUGCAUUGAAGACAAAGUACACUUAAGGAGAAAUAUGCACAAGAAUACCUAUUAAAAUAACUCCCAUCAAGUUUGAUGGUAUAAUUUUUAAGGAUUAAAAACAGAACAAAACUAUUUUGAGUGAA